AUGAGUUCUGCCCUAUGCAGCGAAUCGGAACACGAAGAUUCCUGGUCGACCGAUAGUCCUUGUCUUUCUGAGGAUACUGAGGACCGUGACUUUAUUGUGUCUGACUCGGAGUCACUGUCAGAACAUGGCGAUGAAUUUGAGGAAGAGAGCGAGGACUAUGUUUCCAACAUACCGAAAGGCCGGAUAAACCCGAUUCGAGUGAUUGCCAAGCGGAAGGUGGUCUCUGAUGGUAGUUCCUCCAAUGAGUACCUAGUGCUGUGGUAUUCCUGGGAAGCUGGAGAGGCAGCGUUGGAGUUAGUUGGAGGGCUGAGCUAG
Messenger RNA from Aspergillus luchuensis, 315 nucleotides. RefSeq lists its product as uncharacterized. The transcript has 2 exons. NCBI's taxonomy places the organism in Eukaryota, Fungi, Ascomycota, Eurotiomycetes, Eurotiales, Aspergillaceae. Bases 1 to 315 code for a protein of 104 amino acids. The record is from RefSeq and is a predicted model, not a curated record.